Monomorium pharaonis (pharaoh ant) is the source of this 4233-nucleotide messenger RNA. RefSeq names its product toll-like receptor 3. Bases 1962 to 4214 code for a protein of 750 amino acids. Gene Ontology annotation, molecular function: protein binding. The transcript has 5 exons. The record is from RefSeq and is a predicted model, not a curated record. NCBI's taxonomy places the organism in Eukaryota, Metazoa, Arthropoda, Insecta, Hymenoptera, Formicidae. Gene Ontology annotation, cellular component: extracellular matrix.
GUCAUUCGGCGUCAUCCGCGAUUUUCUAACCGUCGCGCGUCGGUGUGUUUAUUCACUCCGAGUGAGCCGGAUAAUGACCGAACGGACGGUCGACGUAAACGGCCGUCCCUCAAUUGACACGUUACAACGCGAGGCGUCGCACGACACUCCACAUCCACGAUCCAAUCGUACUCCCCCUCCGAUUCAUAUAUUAGGCACGCGACGCGCCUCGGUCGCGAGGAAAUAACGACGCCGGGGGAGCGCGGGAGGGACGGAGGGAGGGACGACUAUUACUUACAUGGAGGUUAUAUGGCGCGGCGAGUGAUACGCGCCGCGCGUGGUAUCAAUCUCGGGUGCGAUCCGCACAUCCGACGAGGAAGCGCGUCGAAAGACGUCGAGCUACGCGAUGAAAUACGAAUCGCGACGGAAUCUCAAACGUACACUUUCGAGUCUCAUUAGCCCCGAAGCUCGCGUCGUCCGGCGAUCGUUCACGGUUUGUCGUCUCGAACGGACGGUCGUCUCGAAGCACGAGCUCCCAAUUAGCUCUCGGAUCGCGGCUCGUUCUCGUAACGAACGGACGAUUCACUUUUCGCGACGGGGACGAGCAAUUUUUCACUGUUUUCACUGUCGGACUCGCGAACGAACGGACGCGUCGGACGCGCGUUACGUGCCGGCCGCCAUGAUGAUUGUGCUCCCUCGCGCGAUUUCGCGCCUUUCGCGGCAAAAAGGCGCGAAACCGAUUCGCCUGACGUUGGCUGCGAGAUUGGUCGCGAGUGUCGCGAGGGCAUACGUAUGCAGUUGCAAUGGCGGACGUGCGGUGCGCGGUGUAGCGGCCGAGUUGCUCGCGAGUUCGACGACGAAAAGUGCCGUAAAUAUAUACGUGUGACGUGCCUCGCUGUCCGUUCCGAACCAAUUAACCUUUCGAAAAGUAAUCGGGCAGUUAAUUACUACCCGGAGACGACUGCGGUUCGGCGUGUGAGCGAGAAAAGUGAUCAUGGCCCGACGCGCUUUCGACGCGGCCGUUAUCGAAUCUGCGAAAUUAGUCGUCGCAUUAUCAACGAGCGAGCGUCGGGGCACACGUCGCGUCGUCAUCGUCGUCGUCGUCGUCGGGAGAGGAGAUCGAGAUUACAAGUCGGGCGUUCUUCUCGGAAACGUGUGCGACUUCGCUCUUCCCGGUCGCGAACCGAGGCGAGGCGAGGUGAGGGGCGAGGCGAGCGUGUGUGUAUAUAAACCGCGUGUCCCCCUUCUCCCCCUCCUCGGAAUAGCUCGAUCCUCCGAUUCUCCGUGCGGCCCUGGGACCGCGCGACACCGCCUAUCGCGUGAGGCACAGUAUACGCGCGCGUACUCGUCGCCUUUGUGUAUAUGUCGCGCGCGCGGUCCCACUCGCACCCACGCCCCGCUCUCUCUCGCUCCUGCGCACGCUCCUUCCCCCACCACCGGUCGGUAACGCCGCCGCCGCCGCCGCCGCCGCCGCGAGCCGUUGACUCUACGUAGUACCGUCGGCGGCGUGACGCGGCGCUCUCAGUCGUGCUCCUGCCGCGGCGCCAUCACGUUGCUUCUCUCCGAGCGCCGCUCCGGUCACGCAGUUCGCUCGCCGCAGCUCGUUGUGCCGUUGUCGGUCGUGUGCCGUGUGCGUGUAUAUGUAUUCCGGUGCGGUGUGUGACGAUCCCUCUCGACUCUCGCGUGAGAAACCGGCGGGCCGGAACACGGACGGGUGAAAGAGCAGUGGAGUAGCGAACGAACGCGCCCCGGCUCCGAGAGUGCUGCUCCGAAAUUGAGCGUCUCCGUCCGAAGCGAACUCGAAGGCGGACGGCGGAGCGCGCGAGUGACACACAUGAGGUGGUGGCGAACUCGCGGCGCGAGUUCCGUCGAAGAGGAGAAGCAGCAGCAGCCAGCGGCCUCGAGCGUCCAGCGGGGAAUGCACUUUCGGGAUCGUCGUCUGCGGCCGCGGCCGGCCGCCACGCUUCGGGAGACAUGACGCGAUGAUCGUCGAGGCACCCGGCAGUGCAUCCGCCCUGAUCGCCGCCGCAUUAUCAUCAUCAUUACGACGCCGUUGCCACCGUCGACGCCGCCGUCGUCACCGUCGCCACCGCCGCCGCCGCCGCCGCCGCUCGCAUUCUCCGCCCGCUACCACGUUCAUCUUCUCUCCUCUCUCCUCUCUCUCUCUCGCUUUCGUUCUCUCGCGCGUCCGCGUGUGUACGUGCUGCACCGCUCGACGGCCCCCGCAGAGUGUGACGGAUAAGUUUUCUCGUCAUCGUCAUCAUCGUGAUACGCGCCAGCCGGGAAUCAUGGGUGAUGUGCACGGGCUUCUUCUAGUUAGUGACCUCGGCCGGGAGGAUACCACCGCCUGGGACGUCGGGACAUCGGCAGCCGUCGGCAGCUCGAAAUACUGUUGGCAGAACUACAAGUCACUGGAGCGUUCUCAACACAACGCGGAGACCUCGCUUACUUCAACACGAGCGCGUCAUCGAAGCAUCGCGAAGCAAUCCAAUCUGAAUUGCAACGUUUCCAGAGCGCAUUUGAGCGAUCGACAGAGAGGUGGACAGCAGAAAACCCGCGAAACGUCGCGAUGCAGCUUCACCGUCAUCGGUGUCCUCCAUUUGCUCGUCCUGGUCGGCCUUUUCACCCUCGGUACGGCCGAGGCACGGACUUUUUGCCCAAACGGCUGUACCUGCGACGAUGAUACCCUGGUGGUCUCCUGCGUGGGCGCCAAUCUGGAUGUAAUACCUAUUGCGCUAAAUCCCAGCAUUCAGCGAAUAGUGUUGAAGGAGAAUCGCAUCAAGAUCGUGGAUGCAGCCGCCUUCCAGUUUUACGGUGACCUGAAGAACGUCGAUCUCUCUAGCAACCACCUGUUCACCAUACCCAACGGCAGUUUCGAUGCUCAACGACACCUUGUGGAGCUCCAUCUAAAGCACAACAAGAUCUCGGCGCUGACCGAGAAGACGUUCCAGGGCCUCAAAUCCCUUACGGUAUUGAAUCUGCGGGACAACUACCUGGAGACGCUGAAAAGCGGCCUGUUCGCUUCCCUGUCAAAACUUGAGGAGCUUGAUCUGGGCCAGAAUCGCAUAUCGAAGGUGGAGCCAGGCGCGUUUCAGAAAUUAGGCACCCUCCGAGUGCUCUAUCUCGACGACAACCAAUUGCGAGUCAUUCCAUCACCAGCCUUGGCGCCGUUAAACGCCCUCGCCGAGCUUCACAUUGGCUGGAACGCCUUUUCCUCGUUACCGGACGAUGCGUUCAACGGUCUUGAGCAACUGGCAGUAUUGGACAUUAUGGGCGCUGGACUGGACAACAUCAGCGACGGAGCGUUUCGCGGCCUAAACGCCCUUCGCACUCUAAAACUAGGCUCUAAUAAGCUGCGCGAAGUGCCGACGAAACAGUUAGCGGUGUUGCCGCGCCUAGAGGAGCUUACCUUGGGCCAAAACUUCUUCACGAUCUUGCGAUCGGGAGCCUUCCAAGGUCUGUUGACGUUAAAGAAGCUCGACGUAUCCGGUGCCAAGUUGCUUACCACCGUGGAGAAAGGAGCCUUCUCAGACAACGGCAACCUGGAGACUCUUGUGUUGAAUAGUAACAAGCGGCUAGCCACUAUGGAGGACGGUUCCCUGGCUGGUUUGCCGAAUUUGAGACAUCUGAUGCUACGCGACAAUGCCUUCACUACGUUCUCAGAGUCGUUGGUUGCCUGGAACGAACUGCGCCGAUUGGAUCUCAGCGAGAACCCUCUAGUGUGUGACUGCAGUCAGCUCUGGCUGGCUGAGAUACUUGUCCCGAGGAACUCGAGCCCAGUGAUAUGCGCCGAGCCGCCCGAGUCCAAGAGCAAGCCCAUCAAAGGCAUGACUGCCGACGAACUGGGCUGUGCCUUCUCGGAUCCGCGCAAGCAGGCUUUAUUGGCGACGGUGUGCGCCGCCGGAUUAGCCCUCUUCACUGGCCUUGCAUUGCUCCUUUACUACCGAUGUCGUCGACGCGUGCGGGAUGCGCUCAAGGACUACAAGUGGAAAAACCGCGCGAUAUCGCGAAAGGAGCAUGAAUACCAAAAGACUUUUUCCGAUGACGAAUAUAUCGUCCGCUCGGCGCACGCUCCUCAUCACCAUCAUCAUCAUCAUCAGACACCACAGUCCCAAUCGGUGCCCACGCACCAUCAUCAUCAUCAUUUACAGCAGCUGCAGCAGCAACAACAGCAACAGCAGCAGCACGCACAGAUAGCGGCCGGUAUCAAACCGAUACCGGUGACGGAACUGUAGCUAGAACUUCGGGCAGCGA